AUGGCUGCCCAUGGAGAAGAGCUCAUUGGAAGCCGACGAAUUGUUUUUCAGUUGACGGAAAUUCGAAGAGGCAAAAAAGCGAUUAAUAAGAUCGACCUCUCUACAGUGUGGAGUAUUGACGAUGGCUCAACCCAAAAAUGCACCUUCAUCCUCUCUGAUAUUAACCAUAAAAUCAUGUUCAAAGUGAAACCAUGCGACUCAUUCCUUCAUGAGCAGCGAGUACUACUCGAUGAUGAUGACCAACCCAUCGUUAGCAUUAGUGCACACGAUGGAUGGUAUGCAUUCAGGGGUGACAGUGAAAGCAAAUCGGAUAUGAUAUUUACCACAAAAAAACCUUGCGUGAUCCAGCUGUUUAAGAGUGGUGUAAAUGUGUUCUUGGCAAACAAAACCAGUAAUAAAAAUGUUUGUGAUUUCAAGGUCGAAGGAAGCUGGUCGAAGAGAAACUGCACUAUUUAUAUGGGAGAUACUUCAACCACAAUAGCCCAAAUGUCCAAAAUACAGUCAUCCGAGAAUAUUGUAAAGUUCGUUAAUGACAAAUGCAAGGUGACCAUUUCUCCCAAUGUGGACUUUGCGUUUGUGAUCACAAUGAUAGCAAUUGUUGAGGCUAUGGAAAACUCUGACACAAAAAGUAAAGGUGUUGUGCAAGUUCUUGGAGGUGUGACUAAAGUUGUUGGCCCAAUACUCCUUUCAUAG
Lactuca saligna is the source of this 693-nucleotide messenger RNA. NCBI's taxonomy places the organism in Eukaryota, Viridiplantae, Streptophyta, Magnoliopsida, Asterales, Asteraceae. The record is from the annotation of a GenBank genome assembly.